AUGUUGCCUCCGUUUGAUUAUUUCCAAUACACCAAGAUCCGCAAUGCAAAGCGGCGCGAACGCGAAGUUCGCUUUGCCUCGCUUAGCCCCGACUAUCACACUGCCUUCUCAGCGUCAGACAAAGCCAUUAUCAACAAGCCUAUCGAGGAGCUUGUCGGCGAUGUCCACAACGGCACCAUCUCUCCCGUCGAUGUAGUCCGCACAUAUGGAAAAGUUGCCGUUAAAGCCCACGAAAAGACCAAUUGUGUCACCGAGCUUCUUCUGCCCGAAGCAGAGCAAUGGGCAACCACUGAAGUCAAUCUCAAAGGCCCCCUGGCAGGUAUUCCUGUGUCGCUGAAGGACUCUAUCCUUGUCAAGGGAUUUGACACUUCGGUUGGAUACGCCAGCAAGGCACUCAACCCGAGCAAAGAAGACGGAGUUAUCGUCAAAUUGCUCAAAGAUGCUGGCGCGGUUCCUUAUGCCAAGACGGCGUUGCCCGUUACGCUGCUCAGCUUUGAGUCAGCAAAUGGACUUUGGGGAACCUGUCGAAACCCUCAUGUUCCGGAAUACUCACCCGGUGGUUCCACGGGCGGAGAGGGUGCGCUUCUUGCCCUUGGUGGCCGUAUAGGCAUCGGCUCGGAUGUCGCUGGUAGUGUCCGGGCUCCUGCUGCAUGGAGCGGAAUUUAUUCGCUACGCUGUAGCACUGGCCGUUGGCCAAAGACUGGCGUCGACACGAGCAUGCCAGGGCAAGAAGGUGUUCCUAGCGUGUUCAGUCCGAUGGCACGGACUUUGAAUGAUCUGGCCUACUUUACAAAAAGUAUCAUAAACAUGCAGCCCUGGAAAUACGAUUUUACGGUCCACCCGAUCCCGUGGAGAGAGGAUGAAAAGAAUCAGGCAUGCAACAAACAGUUGAGAAUAGGUGUAUUGAAGUCGGACGGGGUCAUCCCGCCUACGCCCGCCAUCGUACGAGCUAUCGACACAACUGUAGACGCACUCACAGCUGCAGGUCAUACUGUGGUGGAAGUUACUCCCCCGGCAACUGCGGACCCUUUUACGGGAUUUAACCUAGCUUCCCAACUUCUAAAUUCUGAUGGCUGCGUGACGUUCAAUUCUCAUCGGUACUCUUUCGAACCUACUGACCCCGGCGCUGCUCAGUUAAGUAGGAUCGCUUAUCUGCCUGGCCCUCUUCGGUAUAUAUACUAUCUCUAUGUUCGAUACGUCAAGGGCGAUGCAAAAUGGGCAACGGUGAUCCGCGGAUUCGGACCCAAGAGCGCGGCAGAACUGUGGCAGCUCACGGCUCAGCGGGAGCUGUUCCGGAAGACAUGGCAUUCCUGGUGGGAUUCGGAACCCCAACAGUAUGACUUUAUCUUGUGUCCCGGAAACGCAACACCGGCUCUACCUCAUGGAGCUAUGCAUGACGCUGUGUCUUCAUGCGGAUAUACGUUUUUGUGGAACUUGCUUGACUAUGCGGCAGGUAUCCUCCCUGUGGGACAUGUCGAUCCUAAGCUGGACGCAUUACCCUAUCAAGGCAAGCGAGGGUACAAAGCGGCACUGAAGUCGAUAGGGCACAAUCAUGCGAUGGCGCGCGGUGCGUGGAUGCACUAUGAUGCGGAGAAGAUGGCGGGGCUCCCUACGGCGGUGCAGGUGGUGGGACGUCGCUGGGAAGAAGAGAAGGUAGUGGGAUACAUGACAGCAGUUGAGUCUGCGUUGGAACAGGCGGGGGAGAAAUACUCCAUCUUGGAAGUCGAUUAA
Messenger RNA from Talaromyces atroroseus, 1731 nucleotides. RefSeq lists its product as hypothetical. Lineage: Eukaryota; Fungi; Ascomycota; Eurotiomycetes; Eurotiales; Trichocomaceae. The record is from RefSeq and is a predicted model, not a curated record. The transcript is spliced from 4 exons. The coding region runs from base 1 to 1731 and encodes 576 amino acids.